CUCCGGCGUUCGCAGGCGGCGGCGGGCGGCGGAGCUUCUUGCUCCGGCAGCGGCAGCGGCAGCGGCAGCGACAGCGGCGGCGGCUUCCGGAGUCCCGCCGCGAAGAUGCUCAAAGUCACGGUGCCCUCGUGCUCGGCCUCGUCCUGUUCUUCGGUCACCGCCAGUGUGGCCCCAGGGGCCGGGACCCUCGUCCCGGAUUACUGGAUCGACGGCUCCAACAGGGAUGCUUUGAGCGAUUUCUUCGAGGUGGAGUCGGAACUGGGACGGGGAGCUACAUCCAUUGUGUACAGAUGCAAACAGAAGGGGACCCAGAAGCCUUAUGCUCUCAAAGUGUUAAAGAAAACAGUGGACAAAAAAAUCGUAAGAACUGAAAUAGGAGUUCUUCUUCGCCUCUCACAUCCAAACAUUAUAAAACUUAAAGAGAUAUUUGAAACCCCUACAGAAAUCAGUCUGGUCCUAGAACUUGUCACAGGAGGAGAACUGUUUGACAGGAUUGUAGAAAAAGGAUAUUAUAGUGAACGAGAUGCUGCAGAUGCUGUUAAACAAAUCCUGGAGGCAGUUGCUUACCUACAUGAAAAUGGGAUUGUCCAUCGUGAUCUCAAACCAGAGAACCUUCUCUAUGCAACUCCAGCCCCAGAUGCACCGCUCAAAAUUGCUGAUUUUGGACUCUCUAAAAUUGUGGAACACCAAGUGCUCAUGAAGACAGUAUGUGGAACCCCAGGGUACUGCGCACCUGAAAUUCUUAGAGGCUGUGCCUAUGGACCUGAGGUGGACAUGUGGUCUGUAGGAGUAAUCACCUACAUCUUACUUUGUGGAUUCGAACCAUUCUAUGAUGAAAGAGGCGAUCAAUUCAUGUUCAGGAGAAUUCUGAAUUGUGAAUAUUACUUUAUCUCCCCCUGGUGGGAUGAAGUAUCUCUAAACGCCAAGGACUUGGUCAAAAAAUUAAUUGUUUUGGAUCCUAAGAAACGGCUGACUACCUUCCAAGCUCUCCAGCACCCGUGGGUCACAGGUAAAGCAGCCAAUUUUGUACACAUGGAUACUGCUCAGAAGAAGCUCCAAGAAUUCAAUGCCCGGCGCAAGCUUAAGGCAGCAGUGAAGGCCGUGGUGGCCUCCUCCCGGUUGGGAAGCGCCAGCAGUAGCCACGGCAGCAUCCAAGAGAGCCAAAAGGCCAGCCAAGAGCCAUCUCCAAUCCAAGAUGGCAAUGAAGGUGUUAAAGCUUUUCCAGAAGGAGAGAAAGUUCAAGUAGAUGUGGCUCAAGUGGCAGUUGAGACGGCAAAGGCUGAGCCAAUGAAGGUGCAGGAGGUAGAGGAAGUUAAAGAUGCUGCUAUAAAUGCUGCCGAUGCCACCAAGAUGGUGCCCGAGGCACUAGAGGAUGGGAUAAAGGUGGCCGACCCGGAAAUAGAAGAGGGCUCAGCGGAGGAGAAGCUGAAGACUGAGGAAGCCUCCAAAGAAGGGCAAGAAAACCCUGCUCUGGGAAUUGUUGCUCAGCAGAAUGACAUGAUCCUGCCAGAGUACUAAAUUGGCUAGCUUCCAAUCUGGAAGCCAAAUCCUGGCACUUUAUGCAUUUUGUCCUUCAGCAAGGAAGGUGUGGAAGCAUGAUAUGCACUAUAGUGAUUCUGUUUUUGAGGUGCAAAAAAAUACAUAUGUAUCAGUUGGUAAUCCUAACUUCAAUGCAUGUGACUGCUUUAUGAAAAAAUAGUGUAUUCUGUGGUAUGUAAUGGAUACCUAAUACUGAUGAGUUAAAUUUGAAAUUGCAAGUAAACAAAACACGACUUUUAAAAACAUGCAUUUUCAGGGACCAGUAGCACACAUUUGAAGUAAAUAGUAACAAAUCGUUUUUGCUUUGAAAACCUAGCCAUCCCGUACCCUUUGGAUUUCUUCUCAAAGGGAGUCAUCCCUUUGGAUUAUUGCUCAGCUCGUACUAAGUAGUGUCCUAAGAUGUGUUCCUCUGACAUUCACAUUUUACUUUUCAUCAAUGUGUUCAAAUUGUUUACAAGGAGACAGUUAUAGGUUAUAGUUGUAUGGUAUGUGCAAAAAAAAUUCCACAAUGGUAGGAAUUGAAGCAUACUUGAAGGGCCAUAAGACCAUAUGCCCC
Pteropus alecto (black flying fox) is the source of this 2095-nucleotide messenger RNA. It is a transcript of the gene CAMK4, whose product is annotated as calcium/calmodulin dependent protein kinase IV. Gene Ontology annotation, molecular function: calcium/calmodulin-dependent protein kinase activity; calmodulin binding; ATP binding. Gene Ontology annotation, biological process: protein phosphorylation. The coding region runs from base 106 to 1518 and encodes 470 amino acids. The record is from RefSeq and is a predicted model, not a curated record. NCBI's taxonomy places the organism in Eukaryota, Metazoa, Chordata, Mammalia, Chiroptera, Pteropodidae. The transcript is spliced from 11 exons.